GGAUGACUGUAGGCCAGGAGCCAGGGGUGCUGACCUCCCAGUACUUCAUCCAGCUGAACCUGUAAUGCCCUAGCUGAGGAGUCUGCCCAGCAGCUUUGCCCCAUUCUGCUUGCCCUGCAUCUUUGCACGGCUGUGCUGUGAAAAUGGGCUUGAAACAGACCCAGGACUCUAUGGACAAAGAGCAGGAACUGUUCCCUCCUGACAAAUUCUGGAAUGGGCAAUUAUUUGGCCCAUGGCAAGUGCUUAUCCCCCUCCCUCCCUGCAGGCAGGGUCUCGGUUGUAUGCAGCAGCUGCCUGCCUAUGGAGAUUUCUCCAGAGCAAAGCCUGGCCCCACUCAGUGACUCUAGUCAGUUGAACCUUAGUCAUCUUUCUGUCCACAUUUUAUUGCUCUUGAAGCAAUAGAGGAAAUUCCCCCACCUAGCAAAAUGCAGGUCCCUGGAGCUACCCUCCUAGCUGUGUGCUCAGCGUGUGGUAUGUGCUGAGCUUUUGUGUCCUUGCUGUCUUCUCCCGCGCACUCUGCUUUCUUACCUUUCCUGUUGGGUUAUGGCCUCUAAUGCUUUCAGAGCUUGGAGCUCCAUCUCAGAUUGUCUGAGGCAGCUGAGCCCAUGGAGCACUCAGGGGACAUGUGGAAGGUGAGAUCUGCUGGGUCUCCUUCAGCAGGAUCCUCAAAGCAAGGGAGAAAUGCUUUGUUGUGGGUGAAAAGUCCUGCUGGAGGAGGAGACACCAGAAUAAGGGGCUCUUUUUUCUAACAGUCAAAAGAAUGAAUGAAACUUGGCUAUUAAAUUGGAAGGCCCUAAAGGCAAGCUCAUUCUCAGGGUGGAUGCAGACAGGUGGGAUCUCCUCCCAGGAGAUGGCUUCCCUUAUGCCUGGGAGAAGAUCAAGGGUGGCCCUCCGGUACGAAGAGAACCACGAGUGACAACUGCUCCCCUCCCUGUCCUUGCCCCAGGCCUGGAGCCACAUCUUUCAAAGAGCUCUGGGUCAAUACAGGCUCCUGGCUCUGCGCCACGCACAGGCAAACGCAGGCUGUCACUGCAAUAUGCUGACGGAGGCGGUAGCUUGGAGGGAUCCCACAAUGCCCUUUUUGUGGUGCUGGCUGAGGGCCUCACCUCCCCAGACAAGGCUCUCCCAUUCUGCAGCAGCGGAGCGGAGCUGAGACUAGCCAUGGGAGCCGCAGCCUGGCCCAGGUAGCUGGGAUUCGAGCACCCCGGGUGGGGUGAGACGCAGCUGUUCAGGGGCCAGGGACAAUCCCCUGCAAGGCCUCUUGCCAUGCAGCCUGGCUGUCCCCAGUAUGGGUGGAGCACCCCAUGCAUGAUAGGCUCGGGCUCGCUGGUAGGAAUCCCUCGCUAAGCUGCCCCAGCAGGAAGGAUUCACUAUUGAGCUACAGCCUGAUACGUACACAGGAGCCAUGGCCAAUGCCUCAGGCAGCAGGAUGAGCAGGCAGUCCUCCGUGAUGAAGCGAAAGUCCUUCUGGAGGCUCCGCCAGCAGUGGAAGCUCCUGGGCCUCUUUGAGAUCGACCAGGAGCAUGAGUUUCAUGACCUGACCUGCAUGCUGAAGGCAGGGCUGAAGGCUGCUGUCCAGGAUGCCAUUGACAACCCACCUCUGGAUGUCCUGACUGAAGCAGACUUUACCGCUGUACUGAAGCAGGCCCAUGAGGGCUUUGAGAUGCGGACGUAUGCUGGCCCUGCCUUCGCUUUCUUCAGACGCUCACUGGGCAUGUCGGAGAAGGAAUACCAGCUGUCCCUGUCCUCUGAGAGCGCCUACCUGCAGUUCAUCAGCAACUCCAAGAGCAAGGCAGACUUCUUCCUCACGAACAACAAAGGCUUCUUCCUCAAGACGCAGAGUAAGAGGGAGAUCCGGUUCCUCCUUACCCAUCUGCCCAAGUAUCUCCAACACCUUGAGAGAUACCCUCACUCCCUCCUCGUCAAGUUCCUGGGUGUCCACAGCAUCAUCACAGCCGGGAGGAAGAAGAAAUACUUCAUCAUCAUGCAGAGCGUGUUCUACCCUGACGAGAGGAUCACUGAGCGGUAUGACAUCAAGGGCUGCCAGGUGAGCCGCUGGACGGAGCCAGUCCCAGAGGGCAGACAGGUCAUUGUGGUGCUGAAGGACCUCAACUUUGAAGGGAAGGCCAUCUGCCUGAGUCAUCAGCGCUCCUGGUUCAUCCGCCAGGUGAAGCUGGACACCCAGUUCCUGCAGGGGCUGAACGUGCUGGAUUACAGCCUGUUGGUGGCCUUCCAGCCACUUCAUGCAGAUGAACUGAGCCAUAACUUUGCCAGCAUCAUCACCAGGACUGCAAAGUCUGUCGAUGGAUGGGGCUGCCACCAGAGAGCCAUGGUGCCGGGAGCCAUCAGUGAGGAGUCUGCCAUCCUAGUAUCCGAUCUUCUGUCGGGGGCCAGCGUGUACCACACAUGUGAGGCUGCUGUUGAUGGGAAGGGCAACCUGCAGGACGUCAGCCUCCGCAGCAGCCCCGAGUCCAGCCCUGAGCUGUCCCGGGCCCUGGCCCAGAACCGGCGCCUGCUGCCCAACUACAAGAACCCCCUGCAUGUCAUUGAUGGGCCAGAGCAACGCUACUUUGUGGGUAUCAUCGACCUCUUCACCGUGUAUAGCCUGCGCAAGAGGCUUGAGCACCUCUGGAAGUGCAUCCGGUACCGGGGACAGACUUUCUCCACUGUCUGCCCAACCCAGUACGCCCGGCGCCUCUGCCAGUGGGUGGAAACGCACACCCUCUGACCCACGGUGGCUUCCCAGCCAGCCCCAUCCACCAACCCCCCUCCUGGCACUGCUCUCUUCCGCCACCAGGGGGCAGGAUCGACACAGCCCCAAGGGAAGUAACCCAGCCAGCACCUGGGAGUGGGUUUGGGCUGGAAAGAAGAGCCCUGGGGAAAGCCUGUCUCAGGCAGGGAGCUCUGCCCUGCAGCAGCAGGCAAGGACGGGGCCCAAUGUAAGUCCCAGAAAUCCAGUAAAUGGGCAACCUGCAAACCA
Molecule: messenger RNA, 2980 nt
Organism: Alligator mississippiensis (American alligator)
Lineage: Eukaryota; Metazoa; Chordata; Crocodylia; Alligatoridae
Gene: PIP5KL1
Product: phosphatidylinositol-4-phosphate 5-kinase like 1
Exons: 11
Coding region: 1406-2728 (440 amino acids)
Biological process (GO): phosphatidylinositol metabolic process
Molecular function (GO): phosphatidylinositol kinase activity
Source: RefSeq, a predicted model, not a curated record